AUGGCCGACUCGCAAGAGUUAGAGCCAUCUACUUCGACAGAGAAUCCUUCAAACGCUGAUCGCCAAAACAAACCAGCUGAUCGAAAAGCAUAUUUCGCAAAAAGAAAUGCAUCCAAAGUGUGUUUGAAUACCUCUAUUGAGCGGUGGAAACGGCUGAAAGAGGAAAAUGAUAUCAAGAGUGAUCAGGAGUUUGCGGAUAUUCUGCUAAACUUGUACGAGGUAUCAGGACAUCAUUCAUCGAUUCAAAUGCGGUAAGCAUGUAACUCUGGACUUUUUUAGUAUGCUCAUUUUGUUGCAUUUUCUGAUUACAAAACUUUAUGUUGCAUUUCUAGCGCUGUGGAAACCCAGACAAACGAUCCAGAUGAAACAAUGGAGUCAUUGUUUGGCUUUGACAUGGGCCUCAUUGCUACAAGUACCCCUCAGAAUUUCGGCAAUAAUCCUUCGCCACGUGAGUUUAUAACAUACUUAUUCAUGGACAUAUACAGAAAACAUUCAUUAGAUUUUGGUUGACGUUGUUAAUUUAUUAAUUUUAUAUUUUGCAUAGUUUUAUCUGUCCCUUCGAAUAUGUCAGCUGUAUCAAGUCGAAGACGCCUGAUACCCGAUAGUUCCCCGCUUGGCUCCCCGCCAAGGUUUGUAUGAUUUAUAAAAUGAUAUCUUUAAAUGGUGCAUUUCUCUAUGGUAUAUAUUCGUUGUUAUCGCGAUAAUGUCUUCAUAGGCAUACUCAUGAUGAAACACUGACAGCCAGUGAAGUUGACAGUGACAGUGACAGUGAGACCCUUACUGCUCAUGGUUUAUCUUCUGUCCAUGUAACGCAAGAGUAAGUCUGAUUUAAUAUUUGGUUGGCAUAACGCAAAUGAAUGGUUGACAGGUUUUGUUCAUGGAAAUGAUAUAUUAAAAAAUUAUAUACAUCUACUAGACCUAUUAACCAGGAACAACUGCGAAAAAUGCAACUACAAGACCUGUAAUGUCAUUUUCUGCAUCUGUUCCUGGUUAGGUCUAAAUGUAUAUAAUUUUUUAAUAUAUCAUUUCCAUCAACAACGUCCCUCAGUAAAAUUUAAUACCAUUCUACAGUAGACUGACAAAAAGUUCGGAACUCUGCAUUUUGUAAAGUGGUUGCUUAAAACUGCUGCUUUAAAACCUUUGGAGUAAAUACAUAGCAUGUGUAGAACAAAACAAUUAAAAAGCAAAAAAUAUUUUAAUGAAAAUGGUGAACAGUUGUGACACUCAAGCUGCUGAAACGUUAUCACUAGCUGUUUAGAAUAACAAUCUUGGCUCACAUACAUGUCCACAAAACUACCAAAAUGCAUGCAUAAUACAUAAUACACACUUUUAAACUUUUUUGUCCACCAUUUGUCACUAGUGAAAGUAGUGUAAAUUUAUUAAUAACACAAAGUCUUUUAUCUAAGUUUGGAUCAGACAUACCUAGAACUGCCAGACGAAAAUGACAUAUUCAACAUAACCAUUAAUGGGCAUGAUGGAGAUGAAAUUCACCAAGAACAUGAAGAUAAAGGCACUGCACCACAUGAAUAUGUCUCCACUGUCGAUGUGGUUACUCCAGAGGAAGCCAUAAAGAUGGAAAAGUGCAUUGUGUUUACAGACACUCUCAUGUUGUUGAUAACGUCUCUACAUGGGAGUGUUUGUAAACGUGCAAAUUGUGGUCAUCCCUUACAUUACAAGAAAACCUAUGUUGGUACUUGUCUUGUUGUGUCCUGGGGAUGUAAUUCUGGCCAUGUUGGUGGGAGAUGGUCAGCACAGCCAUCUUGUGACAAGAUUCGAGCAGGCAAUCUCAUACUUGCUUCUUCUCUGCUGUUGUCUGGGAAUUUGUAUGCUAAAGUGGGGUUGAUGUUCAACUUUUGUAAUCUGCAGUAUUUUUCAUCUACACUGUUUAAGUUGUAGAAGUAAGAAGUUGUACAUCAUCCCUGCAAUCAACAAAUUCUGGGAACAGCACCAGAAACAACUGUGGAAAGAGAAGGCUGGUAAAGAGGUUGUUUUAAGUGGUGAUGGAAGAAAUGACUCUCCUGGUCACAGUGCUCAGUACUGCACAUACAGCCUUGCUGACAUGGAUGAUCAGGCCAUCCUCCAAAUGAAUGUUGUUGAUGUGAGGGAGGCUUCAGGGAAAAGUAACAAUAUGGAGCGAAUUGGUUUUGAAAGAGGGAUGGAUGCAUUACUCACAUCAACAAUUGUUCUGAAGGAGGUUGUGACAGAUGGCCAUCUUGAGAUUGGAGCAUUGAUGAGUAAGUUUUAUUACAGCAUGGCCACUGUGGUUAUGAACUUGUGAACUGUCAUGAACUUUGUGGAAUGAAGUACUGGUAUUGAAUUACAGUAGUGCUCUGCUCAAAACAAAUAUGGAUGUCAUCUAAUCAGAAUUCACAAAGUCUUUUUAAUAAAUAAGAGAACAAAUUAUUUUAUAGAAAAACAAGACAAGUACAAAAACAUCCUGCAUCAGAAUGAUGUCUGGCAUGGAGGGAAAAACAUAGCCAAGAAAAUCAAUGCUGUAAGUGUUUCAACAAAUAAAUCUAUCAUCUAUCUAUCUAUUGAAUUGUAUAAAAUAUGCCCAUCUUGGAUACUUUGUCUAGUUGUUAGACAAUAUUUACUUGUCUAAAACACCAGGCAAUUUUACCCCAGUUCAUGAAUGUGAUCAAAUCCAUUGAAUUGUUAUCUUAUACCUCCUCAUUAUUUUAAGGCUGCAAAGGCCAAAGGAAAUGGUGAUCUUCUAUUUUGGGGACCAUCAAUACGGAACCAUUUUUGGCACUGUUCAAAAACCUGUGGGAAUGAUUCAAAAACAAUAAAAGUAAGAUUGACUAUUUGGCUUAUAGUACAAGCAUCCAUAAUUACUACUGUACCUUCAAACGUGGAUUAAUCAAAACUUAGCCAGUGUGCCAUGUAUACAUUAACAGCAUAUACAUUAUAGAGGAUCUGUUUAUGGAUUUGAUUGUUCUACAAAUAAUCUGUUGACAGUACUAUGUACAAUUAAUUACAAUAACACAUACAAUGUUAGAUGUACAGUAAAUCUAUAUUUAAUUACCACAUAAUAGGAUAACUGGAUUGGAAUUUUGCAUCAUGUGGCUGAUGAGCAUGAAUGGGUGGUGCCAGAAGGUGUGAAUGGAGGAAAGUGUGCACAUGAGCCAUUGAAUGCAGAGGAUAGAAAGAAGCCCUGGCUGAAGAAGGAGUCAUCUGUUCAUAAAGCAUUGACGAAGAUUGUGAUGGACACUCGAUUCAUCAACACACUUGUAUACUACACCAACUUCAGGUACUUGCCUAUUGUAGGUUGAUGACAUUGUUUAAUCAAACCUGCAUUAAGCAGCCUGGCCCUGGUAUUAAGCGGACACUCUAUGUUAAUGGACACAUGCACUUGGGAUGUUGAUCGACUGUCAGCAAGCGCAAAAUACUUGGCUGCUCGAGUAUUUUUACGCUUUCUGAAAGACUUGUGACAUCUCUUGUGCAUGUAUCACACAAUCCUGCACGAAAAACCUUUAAUCAAGUGGACACCUCUAAUUUUAAAGCAGACGCUGACACCUAAAUUGGCACAUAGACCCAAAGAUGUGUUGUUAAAAUUUUCAUAAUACUUACAAUUCUUGUGCUUUCAAAUUGUUCAUUGUAUUACUAUUCUUAUGACUGAAUAACUAAUACUAAUGUGCAUUUCUGCUAUAGGCACACAGGCUUUCUUGAAUCUUUUCAUAAUCAAAUUCUGAUGUAUGCUUCUAAAAGACACGCUUUCUCGUAAGUAUUAAUAAAAUUUGUGCAUAAUUAAUAAUGAUAAAUUAAUUACUAAUUGUGAUAAUGCUGUAAAAUUGCAGAAAACAUGCUGUUUGCUCUGAAUGAUAUGAGAAAAUCAAUUGCACAUACAUUAUAUGUUCAGAAAACAUGUUGUUUGCUCUGAAAUAUAAUAUUAGAAAAUCACUUGUACUGUAAAAAACAGUAUACUGUACAUGUAUGUUCACAUUUAAUAAAAGUGCUGUAUGAUAAUAACAUUUAUCUAUAUGCAGAUUUGCUACAUACCGGGCAAGAAAUCAACUUGCUGCCUUGGAUUUCAACCAUCAUAGAGGUCGAGGAACAGCAACAACAGCUGAUGGCAAACCAAGGUAAUAUAUAUAUAUAUAUAUAUACAGUAUUCUUCUACAAAAUAUCUACUGCACAGUAUUGGAAUGUACAGUCAAUUUUGUCUAUUCUGUAGGUAUGGACGCAUGUUCAGCAAGCGAACACAGCGAUGGUGCCAUGUUCGUAUUCUUACACCUAAGCAAUACGAAUACAUUCCUGAACUUAUCCUGA
This is a messenger RNA of Paramuricea clavata, 4269 nucleotides long. NCBI's taxonomy places the organism in Eukaryota, Metazoa, Cnidaria, Anthozoa, Malacalcyonacea, Plexauridae. The record is from the annotation of a GenBank genome assembly.